UAUUUUUGUUUUGUCUGCAAAUAAAAUCUUAGAAAAAUGACUGGUUUUGAGGGAGGAAACAAGAGGACCAAAGGCUCUAAUGACUGUCUUACUUCCCUGGAUGACGGUGAUAAAUUUGAAGGCAUCCCAUUGCUUCCCGGUCUUCCGGAUGAUGUAGCCAAGUACUGCCUUGCUCUGGUUCCCCGUUUUAGCUUCCCCGCCAUGGGCGGCGUUUGCAAGACGUGGAGAUCGUUCAUUCAAACCAAGGAAUUCUUACGGGAACGAACGUUGGCAGGGGUGCUUGAAGAGUGGCUUUAUGUUUUGAUUGUGGAUUCCGAUGGAAAGGAUCGGCGGUGGGAGGUUUUUGAUCGUUUGGGACAUGAACGUCAGCUUGUGCCGCCCAUGCCUGGGCCUGCAAAAAUGGGGUUUGGGGUAACUUUCAUUAACGGAAAGCUUCUCUGCAUUGCAGGCUACUCGGUCAUAAAUGGUGUUGCUUCUGCUUCCCCUUCCCCGGAUGUUUACCGAUAUGAUCCUUUCCUCAACAGAUGGAGUAAGUUAGCAGACUUAAACGUUGCUCGUGCCGAUUUCGCCUGCGCGGAGGUGAACGGCAUGGUUUAUGUCGUCGGAGGGUACGGAAUCGAAGGUAAAAGUCUCUCCACCGUGGAGGUGUACGACCCUGAGACAGGUAAAUGGACCGUUAUCGAGAGCCUCCGUCGGCCACGGUGGGGCUGCUUUGCAUGCGGAUUGAACGGGAAACUUUACGUCUUUGGUGGAAGGUCGAGCUUCACAAUCGGAAAUUCGAGGUUCGUCGAUGUUUACGACCCUAUGAGGGGCCGCUGGUGCGAGAUGAAGAACGGCGGUUGUGUCAUGGUCACCACACAUGCGGUGGUGGAGAAGAAGCUGUUCUGCAUAGAGUGGGAGAACCAGCGGAAGGUGGCGAUAUUCGACCCGGAUAACGGUUCAUGGAAGAGGGUUUGGGUUCCAUCGACGGGGAGCACGAGUGUAGGGUUCCGAUUGGGGAACGAGGGUGGGAAGCUUCUGCUUUUCACAGCGGAGGGUGAUCAAACACUGGUGUAUGAUCCGAAUGCAACACCGGGUUCAGAAUGGCGGACUUCGAAUAUAAAGCCUUCGGGUUUAUGCCUAUGCAGUGUGACAAUCAAGGCUUGAAUGUGUAUAUAUAUAUAUUACAUCUUA
Hibiscus syriacus is the source of this 1173-nucleotide messenger RNA. RefSeq names its product F-box/kelch-repeat protein At1g67480-like. Lineage: Eukaryota; Viridiplantae; Streptophyta; Magnoliopsida; Malvales; Malvaceae. The transcript is spliced from 2 exons. The record is from RefSeq and is a predicted model, not a curated record. Gene Ontology annotation, molecular function: protein binding. The coding region runs from base 37 to 1146 and encodes 369 amino acids.